This is a messenger RNA of Lachancea meyersii CBS 8951, 339 nucleotides long. NCBI's taxonomy places the organism in Eukaryota, Fungi, Ascomycota, Saccharomycetes, Saccharomycetales, Saccharomycetaceae. The record is from the annotation of a GenBank genome assembly.
AUGUCUUUCAUUACCAGAAAUAUACUAGGAUUUUCAAGCAGGCGAAAUCUGACGACGUUGACGUCUUUCUCGCCUCUCAAAACAGGCCUCAUUUGUCCAUCCGUGUUGCAGGUCAAAAACACAACAGGUGUGGAAACGGCUGGAUCUGCUUUCCCCGGUUAUCUCAGCAUGUUAUUUGGCUUAACACAGAGAAGAUGGAAAAGUAGGGGUAACACUUACCAGCCGAGCACGCUGAAAAGGAAAAGAAGAGUAGGAUUCCUCGCCAGAGCCAAGAGUAAGCAGGGCUACAAGAUCUUAAAAAAAAGGCGUGAGAAGGGCAGAUGGUAUUUGACGCAUUAG